AUGUUUCUUCACUCGGGCGCCAGCCUCCACGGGCACGAGUACUCCAACAGACACCACGCAACCGCUGGACAGGCUGCUCCUCGGCGGAACUCACUGCUUCGAUCUUCAUUCAGCACGCCCGUAAACCGAUCACCACCCUAUGUAGACUCUUCUUCACCUUCUCCCAAUUUUAGGACCACUACUAGCUCAUCAUUGAAGAAAACACGGCAGCGGCCCGUGUCGGACUAUUCGCCAAACGCACCAGAGACUGUCGUUCGUUUUAUGGAACCACUCGAGCAUGUUGCUCAUCCUCCAACAAAUAACCCGGAAGCGAUGCACGAGGAUGGUGCAUCAACCGUUGUCUCCGUAUCGGACAGCGAGACGAGUCGGGCUGCCUCUUCCACGCGCCAGAUUAGACGUCGCUCAGCGAGACUGCAUACAUCAUAUCUGCUCGCUCAAGCACCCCCAAGCUUAAAUAAGAAGCAGCGCUUACUUCAUAUUCGCCCGAAACUGCUUUUACAACUGCAGCAGGUACCGGAUGGUCAGCGGCCAAGGCCCGUGAUCGACGUCUAUCCCACGUCGGGCAUUGUCAACACUGCCAUUGCAGCGCAUCUCUGCAAAAGGUUUCCCCGUCUAUCGAGAAUCAAGAGCGAAAAAUCUAUACAAGAUGUGCUGUUAUUCAAGAGCGAGGAUUAUACAGCGCCUGGAUUUGAUUCGGAUAGUGAUGGGGACGUUGAGAGCAUAAAGGACCGUGACAUUAUUGCGAUAUUGAGCCCGCUGGCUGGACAGGACAAGGCGGAAAUAGCUCUGCCUGAUGGAACUGUUUGGGUGGCUGCUCCUCGUGUCAUUGGCGGCGUCAAAUCGUACGAGUUCACCACAGUGGACCAGCAUGGCAUCACGACAACGGCUCGGUGGGUGCGGAGGCCAAUGAACGGUAAAUCCCAACCGAGCACGAAACCGUCCACGCCACCAAUGUCGCCUGGUGCAUCCUCACACCCACUGUCACCCUCGACUGUAUCAUUUCCAUCUCUAUCAGACUCGCCGCCGCCGAACUACAAGUUUACUUUUAGCAUUAUCGAUCCUAGCUCUCGUCGUCAUCCUAUCAUGGCGACGCUACAGCCCUCGUCCCUGGAUAUUCAAGACUCAUACACUACCGUUUCGCAAUCUUCAAGCAAAUAUCCACCAACGUCGCCGCAGUUGGGCAGUCCCGAUAGCUCCGACCCUGACCACCAGGCGACUACGGAGAGGACGACCCUGCCAGUGGAGGAGUGGCAGAAAUGUUUCAUUCAGAUUUCGGCUCUAUGGGUGGCCCUUCGACAUGGCUGGGUGCCUCACUACAAGCCUGGUGAUUUUAUUCGCGAAUCAACGGGUGCGGAUUCACCAGUGGCAACAAAGACGCACAACCGAAGUCGUUCCUAUAGCACAGGUACUGAUGUCGGUCAGACGGGCGUAUCGCGUGGAUGCAGCGGGCGAAAACGCCACAGCCAGCCGCCGCCACCAAAGGGGGAGAGCCCUGCUAUGCCUGGGUUUUUGCCUAGGAGAGCGACUUCGACAGGUGCUGCACGGAUGCAAAAGAUACGGGCCGAAAAGUUGUCAGACGCCACCGAGACUAAUGAGACAACCAUGGGAUGGAAAAAAGGCAGACGCGUGUUGAGCUGUGACUGGAAUGGAAGCUUUGCCAACCGACAUUCCACCGCACUCGCCAACAUUCAAGACGUGGAAUUUGCUCAGAACACGCCUGAGCGAAGUGGGGACAAGAUCGAGGCUGUAUCAUCAGCGAAACCAAGUAUGAUAACACCAAGCAAACGGCCAAUGUCAGAAUUGAUUAAUCAUACACCGCACCCAUCGUUCACCAACGAGAAUCAUACGGCGACGACGAUCAAUGGACAGCGACCCAAUCCCUUGAAGUCAUCACGAGGAGCAGUCACGGAGCAAGAAACAAAGACUCGAAAGCACCAUAAAUGGAAGAGCGUGACCAACUGGUUUACUAAGCUACGAGCCCGCUAG
Pestalotiopsis fici W106-1 is the source of this 1986-nucleotide messenger RNA. RefSeq lists its product as uncharacterized. The transcript has a single exon. The record is from RefSeq and is a predicted model, not a curated record. Bases 1 to 1986 code for a protein of 661 amino acids. Lineage: Eukaryota; Fungi; Ascomycota; Sordariomycetes; Amphisphaeriales; Sporocadaceae.